Molecule: messenger RNA, 1818 nt
Organism: Ustilago hordei
Lineage: Eukaryota; Fungi; Basidiomycota; Ustilaginomycetes; Ustilaginales; Ustilaginaceae
Exons: 1
Coding region: 1-1818 (605 amino acids)
Biological process (GO): lipid metabolic process
Source: RefSeq, a predicted model, not a curated record
AUGUCGAACUCAAAUCCGCGCUCUUUGCGAGCAGAGGCUUCCUCCUCAUCCGCCGCAAGCUCCAAAUCACCGGGCAGCCAAGGUCUCUCUAUCGAUGGCAACCUCAUCAGCCUUGACACUGCUGCUGCCAGUGCUCUUUCAGACUACAUCCGCACAUCCAUCAAUGAGCCCAUCAGCAGACCUUCCUCCGCUGCCAGUAUGCGCAUCCGCGUCGACAAGCUUUCCAGCGAAGCGAUCAGCGGUCGCGCCCUCUACACUCAUGUCCCAACCGGUUUCGAACAAGAUCCAUUGCUGCAUCCUUACAACUCGGAUGAUCAACAGACAGGUGCUAGUCGCUCAUCCUCCAAAUCCCAACGCAAACGUGGCUACAGCAAUGCCAACAGCAAGCCGUGUCACUCUGCGCAUGAUAGCGUCGCAGCCACCUUUGCCCGCAGAGGUGGCGCUCCUCCCUAUUCCAGGCCCACACUCUACUCAACAGGGCGUCUCUUUGUCACACAGGCCACAGCCAACGUCCUCUCCUCUUUCUUCCUUUUCCUUGUUGUCUUGUGGGCCCUCUCCGUCCGCCUGCUAGCCGCAAUCCCCAAGUUCUUCGCACCCACCAUCAAAGAGCAAAAGGAAUGGGACGAUCCAAAGCGCUGGAGCAAAGAGAAGCUCGUCAAAGACGUUCGAUACUAUGCAGCCAGCUGUGGCUUCGAGAUCAUCAACGAAACAGUACAGACACAAGACGGAUAUUACCUCAGAAUCAACCGUAUCAUUGACCCACAAACCACUCACAAAAAGCACUCGGACGGUCGCCGUGGCUUCCCUGUCCUCAUCAUGCACGGUCUCUUCCAGUCCAGUGGCUCCUUUGUCACUUCCGAAGAACGCUCGCUUCCCUUCUGGCUCGCUCGUCACGGCGGCUACCAAGUCUUCCUAGGCAACAACCGCGGUGUAUUUGACAUGGGUCAUCGCACCUACAAGCGCAGCGAUCCACGUUUCUGGGACUACAACAUUCGCGAACUCGCCAUCUAUGAUCUUCCCGCUAUGAUCGACUACAUUUGCAAAGAGACCGGCUACGACCGCAUCGCUUACAUUGGUCACUCACAGGGCAACGGAACCAUGUUCAUCUCGCUCUCCAAAGGAAUGCUUCCCGAGCUAGGCAAUAAGUUGACCUAUUUCGGCGCACUUGCUCCUGCUGUCUAUGCAGGUCCUCUCACCUCCUGCUUCCCCUUCACAACACUCGGCCAGCUUGAGUGGCCUAAGUGGAAACGAUUCUUCGGAGUACUCGACUUCAUUCCGCUCAUGAAGAUCUCUUACGACUGCACCCCCGCUUAUCCUUACGCUCUCCUCGGAUACCAGAUGUUCGCCUUCCUCUUUGCAUGGACCGAUGCAAACUGGCUCCUCCGACGAAAAGCUAAAAUGUUCCGAUUCACUCCGCAGCCCGUCUCUUCAGCAUCUAUCUACUGGUGGGCUGGUAAAGACGGUUUCGCUUCCCGAGGUUGCGUCUUGGACCCCAGCUUGGAUCAGUGGUGGGAUGAAAACUUCCCCCCUCUCUCCAUCUUUUCGGGCGGAAUGGACUUUUUGGUGCUGGCAGAUCCAUUGAUCGAGAGGAUCCAACAGAGGGAGAAGCAUGUGAAGCUCUUAAGAUUCAAGAGGCAAGAUGAGGCGGAGCAUUGUGAUCAUUUUUGGGCGGCGGAUGCGGUGGAAUGGUGCUUUGAGGAUAUUUUGGAGGAUAUCGAGAGGACUAGGACUAGGUAUCCGGAGGAAUUGGACGAGGAGCGCAACCAGAACCAGAAUCGAGGUGCCGAGGCCAACGGACAGGAGUUGAUGGAUCUUUAG